AUGUGUUCAAGGGAAGCAAAGUGUCGCGAAACACCGUGGAAAGCGAAGUCAUUAGCCGAGCGCAGCAAAUGCAUGUGGAACAACUCUUUCCUUGCUGAUGUCGAAUUUUCGUUUCCAGAGUCAUCGAGUGACAACAAAUGUGUCGUUGUACCGGCUCACAGCUACAUCCUCGCUAUAAGUAGCCCGGUAUUCUUGAACAUGUUAACAGGAGACUCGAGGAAUCGAAAAACGACUGUUCACAUCGCUGACUGCGAUCCGGAGAUUUUCCAAGUCUUCCUUCGUUAUCUUUACAGCGAAGAACUGGAACUUACCGUGGAUUGUUUACAAGAUUUGGUACUUUUAGCCUCAAAGUAUUCUGUUGCUAGCUUGGUUGAGAAAUGUCUGCAAUUCAUGAAGGAUAAUUUGAAUACUUCCAAUGUUUUCGUCGUGUUACAGUGCUCGGAGCUGCUUAAAGACAAAGCUUUGCUGAAACGGUGUUGGGAUAUCGUGGAUUUGCAAACGAAUGAAGUUAUUAAAUCCGACAGAUUUUUCAAUCUCGAUGAAGAUUUCAUGUUAAAGUUUCUACAAAGAGACUCUCUUGUAGUUAGGGAAAUAGAACUGUUCAGAGCAUUUUACCACUGGAUUGCUCUUCAGAGUAGAAAGCAAGACGGAAAUUCGUCACUUCAGGAACCCGAGGAAGGGAAGUUCGUAUACUCGCGACUCGUAAAUCAUAUUCGCUUUCCAGUCAUGUCACGAAGAGAUUUUGCCGAGACUGUUCCACAAACGAACCUUCUCUCUAAAGACGAUGUCAUAAACAUGUUUUCGUUUUUUUCCUCUGUGCCUGACGUUGAUGUUAGUUUUUCAAAGAAACCGAGAGCAGGCACAUUAAAACACUGUCGCUUAUUUCCCGAAACCCGCAAGUGGUUUAUGUAUUCAGGAUCCUGCCCGGAAUAUUUGACAUUUUCAGUGAAUUCGUCAAUUUCUCUUUAUGGCGUUCGAAUGUUUGGUUGCGAAAGUGGGAAAUAUUCUGUGUGCCUGGAAAUCUUUGCUCAGACUGAACCUACGAAACUUUUAGCAGCCAGGAACGGGAUUUAUGAAUGCGACAGCGAAAUGAAAGAUGGCUACUUCGGGUUUGAUUUUGUUUUAGAAAAACUGUGUGAGCUGAAGGCAAACACGCGGUACACAAUCAAAGUCUUGCUAGACGGCCCUCCUUCGUCUUAUGGUUGUCAUGGUUAUUCGGUAGUGGAAUGCGGAGGCGUAACAUUCAGUUUUUCUCGAGAUAACUGCCCGAUAUUUUCGCGAUUCCGGGCCGGACAAUUCGCUGAAGUUAUUUUUCUGAAGUAA
Messenger RNA from Orbicella faveolata, 1323 nucleotides. RefSeq names its product BTB/POZ domain-containing protein 6-A-like. Gene Ontology annotation, biological process: neurogenesis. The record is from RefSeq and is a predicted model, not a curated record. Gene Ontology annotation, molecular function: protein binding. NCBI's taxonomy places the organism in Eukaryota, Metazoa, Cnidaria, Anthozoa, Scleractinia, Merulinidae. Gene Ontology annotation, cellular component: cytosol.